AUGUCGGCUCGCCAGGGCCAGGCGCCUGAGGUGCUGGUCCCCCAGGGCAAGAGGCAGGCGAAGAAGAAGGAGACCAAGGAAGAAAAGGCAGCGAGGUUGAGCAGCGCCGUCCAUGCCCUUAACACGAGCAUCGAUUUCCAGAAGGCGUGCAAUUCGAUGCGCAACAACCCGGAGGCCACUACGGCAGUGAAGACACACUUGAUGAGUCUUGGCAUGUGGAUCGAUGCGUUGCCCUCCGCCGUGAAAGUUGAGGAGGGCGAGUUGGCCGGUCCUAAACGCAGGAAGGUUGAGUUUGAUCUGGAAGUGGAAAUCCACACGAACUUUAAGCAAUGGAGCUCGGUGCCGCCGAGGACCAUCAAGAUCAUUCUGCAUUGCCUCGAGCCGAUCAGCUUGAACGAGCAGAUGCUCAAGACUCUCUGUGGCACAGGGCAGAGAGAACCACCUCGCGAUGAGCUCCUGAAGAUCCUGGAGUUCGUCACUGGGACCGACCCCUCAUCCGACGUCGGCGCCGAGCGGAAGUUGAAGGACAUCGUGGAACGCAUGAGUGCUCACAGCGAGCUCAAAGGUCGCAGGGGUAAAGAGCUUCAGCUGCCCGUCGAUUGGUCCAAAUAUGGCGUCUACCUCCUGCUCGUGGUUGACGGCGCGGUGAUGUUGAAAGGCAUGGGCAAGACGGUCCAGAUCUUCGAUUCCUACUUGAUGGGCGCCAAGCGCGACACCUUGUUCGUCGACAUGAACUUCAGCGAGGCUCGCGCCCAGGUCAGGUCUACCGCAGUGACCGUGCUCCAGCUCUCGUGCAUGAUGCUGCUAGGCAUUGGCAUGGCAACCAAGAUCGAGCAGGAGGACCAGCCGAAGCCGUCGCCGAACAAGUACUUGGACAUGGUGGGUGCCAGCCGAUUGCCUUCGUUCGUGGACGACUGCAUCGAUGAUGAACCUCCGCGUAACAGCAUGGCCCUGCCUGUUGGGCUCGCAGAGGACACCCAGGGCGCGCCGCGUGUCAUGGUGAAGGCCGAGAACCCGGCAGCCUCGACGUCGGCUUCGGCGUCUGGCGGUGGAGCGCCGCCGAUCAAGGUUUCGGCUCCUCGUGACGUGCGCCAUCUCGCAGUUCAGUCGCAUAGGAGGUCCGAGCAGGACUUCGCGCCCCCCAUUCCAGCCGUGGUCAAAGAGGAGCUUGAUGGCGCGGAGAGCCGUCCUGCCUAA
Messenger RNA from Prorocentrum cordatum, 1197 nucleotides. The record is from the annotation of a GenBank genome assembly. NCBI's taxonomy places the organism in Eukaryota, Dinophyceae, Prorocentrales, Prorocentraceae.